UGACCAUUUUGUGUAGGUCACGUUUUAACUUGAACAAGGAAAUAAAAUACUACCCUGCUAGAUAUGUUGUUCAUCGGUGCUCAAAUGUAACACGCAUUUAUGAAAAGGUCAUUUUGACAGAACUAUUGAGGUUGGCAAGAAACUAAAAUGGUGGAGGACUGUUAACAACGGAAGUUGGUAAAAACGACAAUGAAAAAGUGUUCAGUGUGAAGAGAAAGACAGAAGUUCGUAGUAGAUAUAUUGAGUAUCAUGUCAAAUACGGGUCAUAGUCCUGAACCACGUGACCGCGAUGCAGGCAAUAAAAUCUAUAACUCUAAACUCGUUCUUACAAAACUCAAAACAGCUAUAAUCUCAGGACAAAAGAAUCCCAUUAAAACAUUUCCACUGCAAGAUAAUAAUGAUUCAUCAAAGCUACCGAAAGGACGAUAUGAUGAUAAAGUCUUUAGCUCGAUUGUUUGUCUUACGAAAAUCCAAAAUGAUAAAAUUACGGAAAACUCGGAACAAAACCAUGCGUCAAAAACAAUAACACCAAUACUGCAAACUGGUUUUAACAUGCAGACAGGGCAAAAUAGGGAUCAAAUGUUUAACCCUGUGGUUUGCCUCGCUAAGAUCGACACAAAUAAAGUAUCAGAAAACCAAAAACUGGAGCAUGCUUCAAAAACGAAAACGCCCAUACUGCAAAAUAGUUCAAACCUGAAGACAGGACAAAAUGGAAAUAAAAUGCUUAACCUUAACCCUGUGGUUUGCCUUGCUAAGAUGGCCACAAAUGAAGUUACGAAAAAAUCAGAACGAAGGCAUACUUCAAAAACAGGAACGCCCAUACUGCAACAAAGCUUAAAUAUGCAGACAGGAAAAUAUGGGGAUAAAAUGAUUAACCCAGUGGUAUGGCUUACUAAAAUCAAUACUGAUAAAGUUACGGAAAAGUCAGAGCAAAAGCUUGCUUCAAAAACAGCAGCGCCAAUACUGAAAAAUAGUUCUAAUCUGCAGAUAGUACAACAUAGUGAUAACAUUUUUGAUGCCAUGGUUAGUCUUGCUAGAAUCAACACUGAUGAUAUUCCGGAAAAGUCAAAACAAACGUAUGCUUCAAAAAUAGUAACGCCACUGCAACAAAAUUGUUCUAAUCUGAAGACAGGACAAAAUGAUGAUAAAAUGUUUAAUUCAGUAGUUUGCCUAAAUAACAUGAAAGUGAAUGAAAUCGUUGAAAUUUCAGAACAAACUUUUGCAUCACAACCGGAAUCAGACGAGCGACACGAUGGUCCAAACCUGAAGAAAGGACAAUGUAGAGACAAAAUGUUUAGUUCUGUAGUCUGUCUCUCUGAAAUUAAAUCUACUGAGAGUUCAGGAAUAAAAUCUGUACCCACGGACAUACUACCGACAAAAACUCUGGUCGAAUUAGAGCCACUGCCUACUCAUUAUAAUAGCAUAGAAACAAAUCCCGAAAAUGAAAAGUACAUUCCAAAAGGCAGAACCAAAUCACCUAAACGACAAAUAGAAAAUGUAGACUCUAAACUUUACAAUUCAGUGGUAUUUCUGAACAGAAUCGAUGUCAGCGAUGAACUGGAAAAUAAUCCCUCGAAAGGAAGGUCGAUAAAAAGGCUUAUCGAGUCGAAAUCGAAAAGUCGGCCAAAAAGGAUAAACAUCGAUAACAAAAUGAAACAUAAAAAGUUAAAACCGAGAUUGAAGCUUGACAUUUUAGCGUCCAAAAUACUAAAACCAAAUGCCUCAACAAAACAAGGACUUCCAAAAGCUACACGUAAAACAAUCGAAUUGCAUGAUCAUAGCGAAAUAACUAAUCCCGAUAAAAUAUCCAAAACAAUCGAUAAAGACGAUAUAACAAAGGUAUCCAAAACGGACGAAACGCCCAUGACAAACAAUCGAAAUGAUUCAUCUGAUAUAAUCCAACUAGAUGAUUCAUUCGAGAUAAACAUAUCCGAUGACAACCAAUCAGAUGUUUCAUCUGAGAUCAGCCAACCAAAUGAUUCAUACGGGAUAAUCCAACCAGUUGAUUCGUCCGAAAUAAUUCAGUCAAAUGAUUUACCGGAGAUAAUCCACUCAGACGAUUCACCAGAGAUAAUCCGACAAGAUGAUUCAGUCGAAAUAAUCCAAUCUGGUGAUUCAGUAAAAAUAAUCGAAUUAGAAGAUUCACCCGAGAUAAUCCAACAAAACGAUUCACCCAAGAUAAUCAUACCACAUGAUUUACCCGAUAUAAUCCACUCAGACGAUUCACCAAAGAUAAUCCGACAAGAUGAUUCAGUCGAAACAAUCCAAUCAGAUGAUUCAGUUGAGAUAAUCCAUUUAGACGGUUCACCCGAGAUCAUCCAACAAGAAGAAACUUUAGAGAUAUUCAAACGAGCUGAUUUAUCUAAGACAAUUGAAGCAGGAGAUACAUGUAGGACAUCCCAAUCACAGGAUACACCAAUCACAAUUGAUCUAGACGAUUCCUCAGACAGACCAUAUAAUACAUCCGGGGUAUUCGAAUCGGACGAACCAGUCGUAGAAAUACAAAUGAGUAAUACAACUGAAACGGUCCCUAAAAUUAACAUCAGCCUAAAAGACCAACCCACUGGUUCUACCAGAGCAAUCCAAUCGAGUAAUGCAAGCGAUUCAUCUGAAUCACUCCAAUUAUUUGAAAGAAUCAAACCAAUACAAAUAAUCCGAUCAAGUGAUUCAAACAUGCAAGUGAAACCUGAUCAUUCAAAAAAAAUGUCAAAUUUCAAAGUCUCUUCUAAAAGAUCAAAAGAAUCCGACAACCUUGUGAAAUCAGACGAAACCUAUGAUUUAAAGCAUACGGGCCAAUCAAAGAAGCUGAAACAAAAUGAUUCAAGAGACAAUGAUAAAAGUGGACAAUCUAAGAAAGGAGGUUUUGGAAAGCACACAGUCCGAACAAAUGAUAUAAAACCAUCAACUAAACCUGACGAUUCAACCCAACGUGAUGGAAAAACCAACCCUAAAAUAUUUGUUUGCGAUAUUUGCAAUAAAAAACUUCGUGAUCCACGUUCAUUUAGGUACCACAUGCAAAGACACAGUGGAGUUGCAAAAUUUGUUUGUAAUAUUUGUAACAAAGAUUAUGCAGCUAAAAAUGCUUUAGAAAAACAUAAACUAACACACGAAGGUCUUAAACCCUUUCAGUGCCUUACAUGCAACAAGAGCUUCUCUCAAAAGGUCAACUUACAAACACACGAGAGGAUCCAUACGGGGUUGAAACCAUUUAAAUGUCAACAUUGUGAUAAAACAUUUGGCCGGAAGCAUCAUUUAGAUGUCCACGUAAUGACACAUACUGGCGAACGUUCUUGCAAAUGCACCGUAUGCGACAAAGCAUUCAUAGAUAAUAGCCACUUGAGAGUACACAUGCGCGUUCAUACUGGGGAAAAGCCUUAUAAGUGUACUUUAUGUUCUAAGAGUUUCAGCAGGCUCGGUUCUUUCAAAGACCACAAGUCUAUACACACCGGCGAAAAGCCAUACUCCUGCGAUAUUUGCUCAAUGACUUUCAGGCUGCAGAUAGCUUUGAACACCCAUAAGGGAACGCAUGCAGAGAAAAACAGUGUGAGUUGUAAACACUGUGGAAAAGGAUUUAAACACGUUAGUUACAUGAGAAAACAUAUCUCUGAAAUGCAUGUAGGAUUUAGAAAGCACAUUUGCAAACUAUGUGAUAAAACAUUUAAAAGAGCGUACCAUUUAAAAUAUCAUAUGAUGGUACAUUAUGGCAUCAAACCGUAUCAGUGUGAGCAAUGUGGAAGAAAAUUCAGUGACAAAAAGAAAUUGAAAGAACACAUUUGGCUGCACACCGGUGAAAAACCUCAUCAAUGUACCUACUGUGACAAAAAAUUUCGAUUGAGAACGGUUUUAAAACACCAUAUCUAUUCACAUACCAAGGAACGCCCUCAUAAGUGUACUGUUUGUAAUAAAGGCUUCACUUUGUCAUUUAAUUUGAAGAAUCACAUGAAUAUUCAUACUGGUGAACGCCCAUAUAAUUGUAAACUGUGUGGAAUGACUUUUGUUUUCAACCAUCUAAGCAAACAUUUACGCUUUCAUUGUAAAAUGCGGAACAGCAGUGAAAAUACUAAUGACAAAUCACUUGACGGAGGUGCGUCUUCGUCAGAGAAAAAUAAAACGACAACCGUGCAUAAAGAUCGUAAAGGUCGUGCUACGGAAAAGGGAACACAAACCUACGUCUGCAACGUGUGUAAUAAAGAACUGAGAACAAGUGUAGAUCUGCGCGUUCACACUAGAACGCAUACAGGCGAACGUCCUUUUAAAUGUGUUAUCUGCAAAAAAUCCUUUAUGCGAAAUUCUGAAUUGAAAGAACAUACCAAACGACAUUCUCAGUCGGCAGUGGCGCGACCUUGGCAAUGUGAUGUGUGUCAGAAAAAAUUUGCUUAUAAAUCUAUCCUAAAUAAACACAUGAUGGUUCAUACUGGCGACAGGCCAUAUAAAUGUGACGAAUGUGGACAGGAUUUUGUGUUCGAGGCCUCAUUAACGAGUCAUUAUAGAAAUCAUGCUGGCAUCAAGCCUUAUAAAUGCAGUCACUGCGAGAAGAUGUUUAUUACUUUAUCUCAAUUGAAAAGGCACGAAUUUAUCCAUACUGGCCUAAAACCACACUCUUGUGAUCAAUGCGAAAAAUCAUUUGGUAGAAAGGAUCAACUGAAAUCACACAAGCUUAAAGUUCAUUCAAAAAGUAAAUGUUUAGCCAAGAAAAAAGAACAAAAGGACGAUUGAUCUUGCUUGAUUUCUUCAAAACAUUGACAUUGACAUUGUCGGGUUGAAUCAUGAAGUGCAUGGUUUAUCAAAGUUUGUAAAUCUUUUGAGCAAUUCUUGAUAUCGUUAAAAUUUGAAUGUAAAAGAAUAAAAUCUACAAUAUAUACAUGUUGCAAAUAA
This is a messenger RNA of Mytilus trossulus (common blue mussel), 4875 nucleotides long. RefSeq lists its product as uncharacterized. Gene Ontology annotation, biological process: regulation of transcription by RNA polymerase II. Gene Ontology annotation, molecular function: RNA polymerase II cis-regulatory region sequence-specific DNA binding; DNA-binding transcription activator activity, RNA polymerase II-specific. Gene Ontology annotation, cellular component: nucleus. Lineage: Eukaryota; Metazoa; Mollusca; Bivalvia; Mytilida; Mytilidae. The record is from RefSeq and is a predicted model, not a curated record. The transcript is spliced from 2 exons. The coding region runs from base 250 to 4716 and encodes 1488 amino acids.